UCCAAGGCCUCGAGUCUUUGGCGGCUCUGGAGGACAGAACAUGGCCAGGGAACCUGACAAGGCACUGACACCAGCGACCCUGGUGGUGCUGGCCACCCUGGGCACAGCUGCGAUCGCGACCACGAACCCCGGCAUUGUGGCCAGGAUCACCCAGAAAGGCCUGGACUAUGCCUGCCAGCAAGGAGUGGCCGUGUUGCAGAAGGAGCUGGAGAAGAUCACCAUCCCCACAUUCUCAGGAAGCUUCAAGAUCAAGCAUCUUGGGAAAGGGCAUUAUAGCUUCUACAGCAUGGCUAUCCGUGGAUUCCAGCUUCCCAGUUCCCAGAUAAAACUAGCUCCCAGUGAGGGCCUCGAUCUCUCCAUCGCAAACGCCAAUGUCAAGAUUAGUGGAAAAUGGAAGGCACGAAAGAACUUCAUCAAAACCAGCGGCAACUUUGACCUGAGUGUGGAGGGCGUCUCCAUCUCGGCCGUUCUGAAGCUGGGCUUUGACCCCGCCUCCGGCCACUGCACCGUCUCCUGUCCCAGAUGCAACAACCACAUCAACAGUGUCCGUGUGCACAUCUCAGGCAGCAGCCUGGGGUGGCUGAUCAACCUCUUCCACGAAAAAAUGGAAUCUUCGCUCCGAAACAGGAUGACCAGCGAGAUCUGCAAGGUGGUGACCAGUUCCGUGUCCUCCAAGCUGCAACAGUAUUUAGAGACACUGCCAGUGACAACUCGAAUAGAUCAUGUCGCUGGGAUCAAUUACUCACUGGUGGCACCUCCAACAGCCACGACUGACAACCUGGAUGGGCAGCUGAAGGGGGAGUUUUUCAGGUGGGCCCACCCCAGUCCCCCUCCCUUUGCCCCUCCGCCACUGGCCUUUCCCAGCGACCACGACCGCAUGGUGUACCUGGGCAUCUCCAACUACUUCUUCAACACAGCGGGAUUCGUGUACCAACAGGCCGGGGUCCUGAACCUGACCGUCACGGACAACAUGAUACCAAAGGAAUCCAAAGUCCGACUGACAACCAAUGUUUUUGGAAUCCUCAUACCCCAGGUGGCCAAGAUGUUCCCCAACAUGAAGGUGCAGCUCGUCUUCUGGGCCUCCUCCCCGCCGCACCUCACCAUGCACCCCGAAGGCCUUGUCCUCACCCCUACCCUGGAUGCCCAGGCCUUUGCUGUCCUCCCGAACUCCUCCUUGGCCCCCCUGUUCAUGCUUCGCCUGAGCAUGAACAUUUCUGUGACGGUCGGAGCCACGCCUGACAGGCUUGUGGGACAGCUCAGGUUGAACAGGCUGCUCCUAGAACUGAAGCACUCAGACAUCGGCCCCUUCUCGGUUGAAGUGCUGCAGGCUGUCAUGAACUAUGUUGUACCCAUUGCUGUGAUUCCCAAGGUCAACGAGCGGCUGCAAGAAGGCUUCCCUCUCCCGAUGCCCAAAAACGUCCAGCUCUUCAAUCUGGUGCUUCAGUCUCACCAGCCAGACCCACAACAACAUCUGAGACUACGUAGGGAUGCUUUCUUCUCCUCAAAGGCUCCCUCUCCCGAUUUCCCAGCUGCCUCUCACGGGGUCAGUGCCGGCUUCUUUCCUGGCUCCUUCUUCCCUUUCCUUCCCCUUCCUUCCUCCCUCCCCCUCCCUCCCCUUCUUCCCUUCACCUUCCCUCCCCCUCCCUCUUCCCCUCCUCCGCCCCCUGCCCUCACCCUACCAGCAGGAGUUCUCCAGAGUUCCUGCCCAGGCCUCUGCCCUCCCCCACUCUUGGCUUUCCCUGCCCACUUGCCUCAAGCCAGCAGCCGCCUUUGUGCCACCCAGUGACCCAGCUGCACUUCUAGAUUCUUCCAUGCUCCCAACUUGUGCAUUCGCUGGUGUCCCUGGAGUCUCGGCCCUGAGGCCCCUUAACCCAGCAUGUCCACUGGGUAAUGACACUGCCACCCCACUAUAGCGUUCCUUAACUUGCUCAGUGGCUUUCCUGUUAACCUCGUGGCCUUCGUGGGGCCCGGCCACGUCGCCCAGAUUCCCCGCCCUCCCUCACCCCCAGUCCCCAGUUCUUC
Messenger RNA from Neofelis nebulosa (Clouded leopard), 2022 nucleotides. It is a transcript of the gene BPI, whose product is annotated as bactericidal permeability increasing protein. Lineage: Eukaryota; Metazoa; Chordata; Mammalia; Carnivora; Felidae. The coding region runs from base 41 to 1786 and encodes 581 amino acids. Gene Ontology annotation, biological process: defense response to Gram-negative bacterium; innate immune response; lipopolysaccharide-mediated signaling pathway. The transcript has 15 exons. Gene Ontology annotation, molecular function: lipopolysaccharide binding. The record is from RefSeq and is a predicted model, not a curated record.